AUGCGUAUUCCCGUAGACCCGAGCACCAGCAGGCGCUUCACACCCCCCUCCACGGCCUUCCCCUGCGGUAAGAUGGGAGAGAACAGCGGGGCGCUGGGGGCCCCCGCGCCGGGCGCCCGCGCUCGGCCCGAGGUCCGCUCCGUCGUGGAUGUACUGGCCGACCACGCCGGAGAGCUGGUGCGCACCGACAGCCCCAACUUCUUGUGCUCCGUGCUGCCGUCCCACUGGAGGUGCAACAAGACGCUGCCCGUCGCCUUCAAGGUCGUAGCCCUCGGAGAUGUUCCCGAUGGGACCGUGGUGACGGUGAUGGCGGGGAACGACGAAAAUUACUCGGCGGAGCUGCGCAACGCCUCCGCCGUGAUGAAAAACCAAGUAGCAAGAUUUAACGACCUCAGAUUUGUUGGGAGAAGCGGCAGGGGAAAGAGCUUCACCCUGACCAUCACUGUGUUCACCAACCCCACCCAAGUCGCCACCUAUCACCGAGCCAUUAAAGUGACCGUAGAUGGACCCCGGGAGCCACGCAGGCACAGACAAAAGCUGGAAGACCAAGCCAAACCCUUCACCGACCGCUACGGGGAGCUGGAACGGCUGCGCCAGUCCAUGAGAGUCACCCCGACAACACCCAACCCCCGCGGAUCCCUCAGCACCCCGAGCCACUUCGGGUCCCAGGCCCAGACUCCGAUCCAAGGCACGUCAGACCUGAGCCCCUUCUCCGACCCCCGGCAGUUCGACCGCUCCUUCCCGACGCUGCCGGCGCUCACCGAGACCAGGUUCUCCGACCCGCGGAUGCAUUACCCCGGUGCCAUGUCCGCCGCCUUCCCCUACACCGCCACCCCCUCGGCCACGGGCAUCGGCGGCAUCAGCAUGACCAGCAUGCCCGCCACCACGCGCUUCCACCACACCUACCUGCCGCCCCCCUACCCCGGCUCCACGCAGAACCAGAGCGGACCCUUCCAGGCCAACCCCUCUCCCUACCAUUUGUACUACGGCACGUCCUCGGGCUCCUACCAGUUCUCCAUGGUGGCGGGCGGCGAGCGCUCGCCCACCCGCAUGCUCUCGUCCUGCACGAGCGCCUCGGCGGGGAACAACCUCAUGAACCCCGCCCUGGGCAAUCAGAACGACGGGGUGGACGCGGACGGGAGCCACAGUAACUCGCCCACCACCAUGACGACUACUGGGAGGAUGGAUGAGUCUGUCUGGAGACCCUACUGAGGGGAACUCAGCUGUGCACCAGUGUCUUUAGCUCAAUCAGCCACCUUUUGCUCCUUUUGGUAGCGACCAGAGCAAAGUGAUGCCCAAACCAAAGCCUCCCAAACCAAAAGCAAGCCAGGAUCCUCUGCAUGCAAGCACGGGCGAACAUCAAGCAAAGAUGGGCCAGGACCUACGUUGCAUUUCAAGAUGAACAUCCACGAGGCUUGAUGUGGUUCCCUUUGUGUGUCUUAAGUGUGUGGAUUGUACAUAGGGGAAAAGAAAAUAAAACAGGACACGUGGAAUCAGGUGUUUGUUACUCGCAGAACACUUCUCAGUCAUCUCACUCACACCUCUUCCCCUCACAAAGAGAGAGGAAAAGCUUCACCCUUCCUCUGCAAAAUGGUUCAGAGAAGAGAAAAGACCAGGGAGCCGCCCAAACCAUCUCUCUGCCAGUGCAUGAGGACUGAACUGAGGAAAAAAAAAGGAAAAAAAAAAAAAAGGAGGAAAAAAAAAAAAGAAAAAAAAAAAUCCCAUCUUCUCCUUCCCUCCCCACUGGUGUAGGGUCCCUGACCACCAAAGAGCUCUGGAACAACGCCAGAGCAGUCGGGUUUACGGCACAACCGCGGGGAUCGGGCACGGCGGGGCUGCGCCGGCGUCAGCCACGUGAACGGGAGCUGUGAUGUGAUUAUUAUUAUUAUUAUUGUUAAUUAUUAUUAAUUCGCUGUUGGCGACAGAGGUUGUAUUGUUCAUUUUUUUUUUGUCACUGUCGUCACUUUUCAAACAGUAACGUGGCUGAUCCCGUGCCCGACCGGCCCCUUCUCUCUAUGUUUACAUACGAGAUGUACUUUUUC
This is a messenger RNA of Myiozetetes cayanensis, 2042 nucleotides long. It is a transcript of the gene RUNX3, whose product is annotated as RUNX family transcription factor 3. The transcript is spliced from 5 exons. Lineage: Eukaryota; Metazoa; Chordata; Aves; Passeriformes; Tyrannidae. The record is from RefSeq and is a predicted model, not a curated record. Gene Ontology annotation, molecular function: RNA polymerase II cis-regulatory region sequence-specific DNA binding; DNA-binding transcription factor activity, RNA polymerase II-specific; ATP binding. Gene Ontology annotation, cellular component: nucleus. The coding region runs from base 1 to 1212 and encodes 403 amino acids. Gene Ontology annotation, biological process: neuron differentiation; regulation of cell differentiation; hemopoiesis.